Coprinopsis cinerea okayama7#130 is the source of this 918-nucleotide messenger RNA. Its product is annotated as siroheme biosynthesis protein MET8. Gene Ontology annotation, biological process: siroheme biosynthetic process. Gene Ontology annotation, molecular function: protoporphyrin ferrochelatase activity; precorrin-2 dehydrogenase activity. Lineage: Eukaryota; Fungi; Basidiomycota; Agaricomycetes; Agaricales; Psathyrellaceae. Bases 1 to 888 code for a protein of 295 amino acids. The record is from RefSeq and is a predicted model, not a curated record. The transcript has a single exon.
AUGGCAGAAGCAAACAAAACAGUAGGAUCAGGAUCCCUCCUCAUCGCCUGGCAACUCAAGGACAAAACAGUCGCCAUUAUUGGUGGCGGCGACGUUGCGUCCCAGCGGGUAGAUUCCCUUUUGGCGACAGACGCUCAAAUACAUGUCGUCGCCCCUGCCUCUGGCCUACACCCCCGUUCAUCGACACUCAUCGCCAAAUAUUCAGACCGUGUAACCCAUAUCGACACGGAAUUCGCAUUUUCGUCAUCUUUCAACCUCGCAGACGUGAAGACAUCCGAAACACUCGGAGCCAAUGUCGACCUGUUCAGAUACGAUAUGGUCCUCACCGCCCUUGACGAUGCAGACCUCUCACGGAGGAUCGUCGAAGCUUGUCGAGCACGCCGUAUACCCGUGAACGCAGCUGAUAUCCCUGACCUCUGCGAUUUCUACUUUGGAGGCCAGGUCCGGGAUGGUCCCCUACAAAUCAUGAUCUCCACCAAUGGGAAUGCCCCUCGACUAGCGGCGCUAAUCAAGAAUACAAUCAAGGACUCCCUCACUGGCUACGAAGGCGAAGCCUUGGUGAGAGUCGGGAAGCUACGAAACAAGUUGAAGGUGCGCGCGCCGGGUGUUGGCGGUGACAUUGGGAAGCGCAGGAUGAAGUGGAUGAGUGGGAUUUGUGAAAGGUGGCCUAUGAAGGAGCUCUCAGAGCUGGAUGAGACGACGAUGGAUUGGUUGUUGGACGAAGGUUGGGAGAAUGGCAAAGUUCUCGACCCUCCGAAGAAAAACUCGGGUUUCUCAUUUUCAUCUUCGGUCCUGGACGCUGGGACUGUGGUGAAAGCUGGGGCUGUGGCCCUUGGAUUCUUGUUUGCGCAUCGAGUUCUUGUACCGUACUUGUCGUCGAAGAGAUAGUUCGCUGAAUAUCAUUCCCCAUAUUCCAGU